AUGGCUGUUGAGACUACUAAGAUUAUUCUCAGUGAACUUGGAGAUGACUUAUUUUCUAUUCUAGUGGAUGAAUCACGUGAUAUUUCUGUUAAGGAACAAAUGGUUAUUCUCUUGCGUUAUGUUAAUAAGAAUGGAUGCAUAGUGGAACGUUUUCUUGGAGUUGUCCAUGUUGGUGAUACUACUUCUUUGUCUCUUAAAUUUGGUGUUGAGGAGCUGCUGCAGAAGCAUCAACUGAGUGUAGCAAAGAUACGUGGACAAGGAUACGAUGGAGCUAGUAAUAUGCAAGGAAAGUUUACUGGUUUGAAGAGUUUGAUUUUGAAAGACAAUCCUUGUGCAUUUUAUGUGCAUUACUUUGCUCACCAACUACAGCUAGCACUUGUUGGUAGAGUGAGAAAACAUCGGAAGAUAUCAAUGUUUUUUACACAACUUAAUACCAUUACAAGUGUUGUUGCUGGAUCAUGUAAACGCCAAGACUUGCUUCGUGAUAAACAAACUACUGAAGUGAUUGAAGGUAUUUGUAGUGGUCAGAUGUCCAGUGGAAAGGGACUGAAUCAAGAAUUAACUUUAAAGCGUGCUGGGGAUACACGAUGGGGUUCGUAUUAUACUACAUUAUUGAGCUUGAUCAGAUUAUUCAAUCCAGCUAUAAGUGUAUUGGAGCAUAUUGUUGAGCACACAGAUGAUCAUGAUCUUCGAGAUGGAUGGGAAUCUUUUUUACAAGAGGUUACUUCGUUUUGUGAGAGUCACAAUGUUGUUGUUGUUGAUAUGAGCUCAAGUUUUGUUGAUCCUAGACGAGUUUUACGCAAGUCCGAGGUGUUAACAAAUCUACACCACUACCGCAAUGACAUGUUCAUAGAUAUUUUGGAAAGACAAGUUCAAGAGUUAAAUGACCGGUUUGAUGAAAUUGGUACUGAAUUACUUUUCGGUAUGUCAUGUCUUGAUCCUCAAAACUCAUUUUCUGCAUUUGACAAGGAGAGAUUGGUAAAUUUUGCAAGAUUGUAUCCGUCUGAAUUCUCACCCGUUCAUAUUAUGGAACUUGAAUGGACACUUCCUACCUACUUUCAAGAUGUCACACAUGAUGAAAGAUUUGUGGGUCUUGAUGGAAUUGCGGAACUUGAUAGAAAAAUGGUUGAGACAAGAAAACAUUUGAUUCAUCCUUUGGUUUGUUUACUUAUCAAAUUGUCUCUACUUUUACCGAUCGCAACAGCUGGAGUGGAAAGAGCAUUUUCUGCUAUGAAUAUUGUCAAGACUCGGCUUCGUAAUAGGAUUGGGGAUGAAUGGUUAAAUGAUCUCUUGGUAGCAUAUAUUGAGCGAGACAUUUUCUUAAGCGUGAAGACUGAAGAUGUACUUCAAAGAUUCCAGAAUAUGAAAUCUCGCAGGGGAGCACUGUAA
Daucus carota subsp. sativus is the source of this 1389-nucleotide messenger RNA. RefSeq lists its product as uncharacterized. Bases 1 to 1389 code for a protein of 462 amino acids. The record is from RefSeq and is a predicted model, not a curated record. The transcript is spliced from 2 exons. NCBI's taxonomy places the organism in Eukaryota, Viridiplantae, Streptophyta, Magnoliopsida, Apiales, Apiaceae.